This is a messenger RNA of Molossus molossus (Pallas's mastiff bat), 1739 nucleotides long. RefSeq names its product mitochondrial inner membrane protein MPV17 (gene MPV17). Lineage: Eukaryota; Metazoa; Chordata; Mammalia; Chiroptera; Molossidae. The transcript has 8 exons. The record is from RefSeq and is a predicted model, not a curated record. The coding region runs from base 114 to 788 and encodes 224 amino acids. Gene Ontology annotation, cellular component: membrane; cytoplasm.
AAGGGACAGGAGACCCGGGUCGAACCAAGGUGGCGCCACACCAAGACCGGCGUGGGGCUUAGGCAACUUGAAAAAGUAGUUGCUCUGACCAAGCUGAGCCGCUCUCCACAUUAAUGAUGAAUCCGUCCACUCCCAUUCCUGCGCUGGCUGCUGGGGGAAAGCCUCCUGAUCAGCAGGGCGGAAGAGGCGGGGCUCACGGCGGAAGUCCCUCCCCCGCUUGGAUCACGCGAGAGAGGCUGAGUUCACGCCCAGGAAGCAUGGCACUCUGGCGGGCAUACCAACGAGCCCUGACUGCUCACCCGUGGAAAGUACAGGUCCUGACAGCUGGGUCCCUGAUGGGUCUGGGUGAUGUUAUCUCACAGCAACUGGUGGAGAGGCGAGGUGUACACAAACACCAGAUUAGCCGGACCCUGACCAUGGUCUCUCUGGGCUGUGGCUUUGUGGGCCCUGUAGUAGGAGGCUGGUACAGGGUUUUGGACCGGCUUAUCCCUGGCACCACCAAGGUGGAUGCUCUAAAGAAGAUGUUGUUGGAUCAGGGGGGCUUUGCCCCAUGUUUUAUAGGCUGUUUCCUCCCACUGGUAGGGACACUCAAUGGACUGUCAGCCCAGGACAACUGGGCCAAACUCCAGCGGGAUUAUCCUGAUGCCCUCAUCACCAACUACUAUCUCUGGCCUGCUGUGCAGCUAGCCAACUUCUACCUGGUUCCCCUUCAUUACAGGUUGGCUGUUGUCCAGUGUGUUGCUGUUAUCUGGAACUCCUACUUGUCCUGGAAGGCACAUCAGCUCUAAGAUUGCCUCCAUUGCUUUCACCUUGCAGUGAUGCAGCUUGACCCUGGAAUGGUCAGAUGACCUCCUCAAAGUGGGCACAUUAGUUUUCAUGGGGUUCAGUUGCUGGUCAGAACUUAAUGGAGUCAGCACAAUGAAAUGGCCCAUUUCACUCUGAAAUGUAAACUGACUCCUUUUGAAUCACUAAAAUCUUCAUAAUGGUCUUAUGCCCACCAUAUAGUGGGCAGUCCAUAACUAUUUGUUGUACCACAUGAUCUUGGCAACUUUAGUUUAUUCCAUAUCCCGGCAAUACCAUUUAUUCCUGCUCUUCAUUGAUACAUGUUUUUAUAACCAUUCCCAGCCUAGUGUAGCUCUUUGGGGAUCCCCUCAAACUCCUUAUGCAGUACCUCCAUUAAUAUUUUGUAAUAAAUAUUAAUAAAAAUGUAAUCGAACCUGCAGAGGCAAUGAGUAAUACCCAACAGAAAAAUACAGGGGAGUUGAAAUUUCUAGAGAUAGAAAGAAGCCUAGAGACUACCAAGCCCAAUAUUUUACAGAUGAGGACACUGAGGUCCAUAGAAGUGAGGCAACCUGUCCCCACCACAAGUUAAGUUGCAGAAUAGAAACUUGAACCUAUGGCCUAUAGAUUGAAUUUUUGUAUAACCCCCAAAUUCAUAUAGUGAAAACCUAAUGUCCAAGGUGAUGCUAUUAGUAGGUGGGACCUUUGGGAGGUGAGUAGGUCUUGAGGGCAGAGCUCUCCUGGGGUUAGUGUCCUUAUAAAAGAUGCCAUGUGAAGACACAGCAAGAAAGUACCAUCUGUGAACCAUUAAGCAGGUCCUCACCAGACUGAAUCCAUUGGUGCCAUGAUCUUAAACUUCCCAGCCUCAAGAACUCUGAGAAAUAAAUGUUUGUUGUUUAGUGUUUAGCCACCCUCAAGAACUCUGAGAAAUAAAUGUUUGUUGUUUAGCCCUGCCGGUG